This is a messenger RNA of Emiliania huxleyi CCMP1516, 774 nucleotides long. RefSeq lists its product as hypothetical. NCBI's taxonomy places the organism in Eukaryota, Haptophyta, Isochrysidales, Noelaerhabdaceae. Gene Ontology annotation, molecular function: protein binding. The transcript has 7 exons. The annotation marks the transcript as partial. The record is from RefSeq and is a predicted model, not a curated record.
AUCGGCUUCAGCUCGUGAGCGCCGCUGAAGCAUGCUCUCGCGCGUGUCGCGCGCAGCUGGCGGGCCGCUUCUUGCGGCGCGCCGCCCGGCGGCGAAGCUGCUCCGCGGGGGGCAGCGGCGGGGGAUGUGCGCGGCGGCGGAGGAGGGGCCGAAGACGGUGCAGGGCAUCUCCCUCUCCAACCCGCCCAUCACCUGGCUCGUCUCGAUUCUCGGAAUCAACUACCUCCUCUGCUUCCGCUGGGCGAUCAAGGACAAGUCGCUGGCCGCAAAGGUUGCGGAGAUCGAGGCGGAGCAGGAGGAGGCGAAGGCCAAGGUGCAGAGCAAGGCGGACGGGAACUACGACCUGCACAAGGAGUUCCUUCGCAAGGAGUCCAAGGUGCAGAUGGACGAAGCAAAGGACGCGAUGGCGAAGACCAUGGCGUUCGUGCGCAAGGAGUCGGCGCUGCAGAGCGGCACGCCGCUGCCCGCGGCGGUGGACACGUCCAACCCAACGACCUGGAAGGUGUCGGACGUGCUCGCGUGGCUGGAGGAGGAGGAGCUCGGCGACCACACCAUGGCAUUCAAGGAGCACGCCGUCAACGGGAAGCUGCUGCUCACCCUCACAGAGCAGGACAUGGACUCGCCGCUCAACAUCGUCUCGCCGCUGCGCCGCAAGAAGCUGACGAUGGCCAUCGCAGACUUGCGCGCCAAGGCCGCCUGAGCAGGCGCCGCCGCCAGGGCGGCGCCGCCGAGCAUCCGCGCUUCAGGGCGGGGCGAGUGAGGGUAGUGAGCGGG